This is a messenger RNA of Pelagomonas calceolata, 3045 nucleotides long. Lineage: Eukaryota; Pelagophyceae; Pelagomonadales; Pelagomonadaceae. The record is from the annotation of a GenBank genome assembly.
GCCUACACAGUUUUUCUAUUGACUUUGCCUCUAGUCCGACUUCUUAUCCCGACAGGCGCCUCAUAAGUACGUAGGUAUGCUAGGUAUGCCUCAUCCCUACGGUAUCUAGCCACUCCGCUGCACGCGUGCUUAUGCUGGGGAUUGGGGACUAGAGCCCCGUGAGAGUCGCCCGCAGCCUCGCCACGGAACCCGCUACUUAUGGCGCCGCGAGAUAAUGAUAUGCGCCAAAGACUGAUCCAUUCCCUGCGCGUCCGAUCUCAGUCGCUCGAAUCGUUGUUACUAAGCUUGCAAAGGAGUAGAGCUGACCUUCAAUGCCCGACGGCAAUGCAAGAGUGUGCUUAUUGUCGCGGUUCACACGCGGUUGGAAGUUAUACUCGCUGCGAUCUGGAUACAUCGAGCGAUAGCCCCGAUCGUUCCCGAUGCUGGAUAGAGUUGCAGCCUUGUCAUCGUUUGAAAGAAUUUGGAAGCUCACAUAUUCGUUCUUCAGCGUCACAAAUUGAUCCAUCUAACCCAUCACUCAAUGCUAGUAUGUGGAGAAAUGCUGAGAUCCCAGACGCAAAUACUCGCACUAUUGCCCUUGAUUAUAUUCACGAGGAAAUCAAGAGUGUGCACAGCAUUGGUCUCUGUGAAUUAAGAAUGCGCAACUUAGCCACGAAAGUCCUGACUAUCAUCAGGAGCUGGUUGGCGCGGAAACGAUUUCAAAAGCUUAUAGAUAUGAACGUGGCCAUUAAACAAUUACAGUGCAGGGAAAUAUUAAAGGCCGUAUCUCAGCCUUGUGUCCGCUUUUGUGAGCUGGACCGAAGUAUCACUAGAAUCAGACGCCGAUAUUCACGGAAGUUUCUGUAUACGUGCUGGCUUGCGCUUGGAACGGAGUUACAUGAAUCAUCCUAUUCCGGUGACAGGGGGCACCGAUAUAACAAGACCAAGGUCCCACCUAAUCAAGUAAUCUGCUCAAAGAUUCUUGCUAAAAAGAAAAGUCUAUUCAAAAAGUGGCGCUCGUUGGUGUUCUCACAAACCAACUUAUGUGGCUAUCCGGAAUUGGCCGACACUAAAUAUCUGGCCUAUCAGACUUCUGUUGAGCCUCGAUGUAGUAUCGACUCGGUAGCUGAUCGUGUUGCUCAGAUGGCGAGCUUGGUAUGCAGAGCCAUGCAUUUUACUGAAAUAUCUUUAGCUGAGGUCGCUCGUAAUCUAGCCAUUGCCAGGCGCUGUUUGAGUGUUGAUACUGGUUUCUUGAAGAACUCUUUUGUGUCGUGGGCUGGAUGGGUCAAAAGUUUGUCUGAAGGCCGUUUGAUACUAAGGGUUCCUUUAACAGCACCGGCUCAGGGAACAAAAGCGUCAUUGGAAACACGCUUCAGGGCCCCUCAUGACUUCCAAACAGCGGCUAGGAUAUCACGCUCCUUUCAGUUACUUAGAUAUACCGAUGCCUGGCGCUCACGCGCCGCCCUUUUGGGUAGUAUCACUAAAAAACAACGGAUGUUACUUACAGAUCAUCUUCGUCUUCAAUUGUCAGCUUGGAAUAUUUAUGCAGCUCAGCUCAAAGCAGCACGUCAGGUGGCUCUUGAUCGAUGGUGCGCACACGUUGCAAGAGAAACUUCCGGUCCUCUGCGAGCAUGGUACCUCUGGGCAAAUAUGCGAAGAACACGCCACCAAGAUUCUAACCGCCUAGUUGCCAUGUUUGCUCGUCUAAAAUGCCGACACAGUGCAGCGACAGCAUUGCGCGCCUGGAGACAUGCCGCUCAGUUUAAUCAUUUUGAGGCCCGAUACACACGCAGGGAACUUAUUGCGGCGCUUUCUGAACAGAAAGGUCAUAUCCGACGAUUAGAAAAAUGUGUAGAUGACCAUUAUAUUGUUCGUGGAGAACUCGAACAUGUGGUAAAAGAUGCACAUGAGCGUGCAGCAAGGCUUGCGCGACUGUUGCCUGACCGCGAUGCUAAGUGUAAACAGCUUGAAGAGAAUCUUCAAACUGUGGAAGUGCGUGUCGCCUCGGCUCAGCGUUAUGUCUCCGCUGUGGAGGUUGUCCGCUCUGCACUCACUCAAAGCAUAUUACAGAUGCAACCAGGAGUUGGAUUUAUAGACAGAGACCUGGCUACGUUUGCACACGACCAUGGUAUUAGACUUGAAGUGGAGAUGAUCCAUCCCAACAUGGGGUUUUGUCAGAACGUCCUAAGCCCUCCCCCAACUGUAUGUUGUAAAUGUACUAACGCAAACGCAUCGACUGGUACCCUUCAUCUUGCGCCAGAGAACGCUGGUAAUUCAACGGCACCAUUGGAACCUCAAGAUGAUAAAGUUCCACAUGGAAUGGUGUUAAUUUGCCCUCCGAAUAGGUCGGGAGGAAUUUUGCUGUGCCGACAUGAGGGAGACGACUUGCAUUCAUCGACUGAAAGAAGUGUCAUGUCGUCCGACAGCACCGAUGUCAUCAAAGUAGAACUUGCAGCGCGCGUAGGUUGGCUCGUAAAUUUGACACGUCAAUCCUCUCCUUUGGUUGAUUUCCGUCGAUUGUCCCAUAUAGGUGGCGCGCCCUUAACUACCAGUCACGAGGCUAGUCAAGAAAUCAGUCAUGACACUACAGGACUGUUUAAUGUGCCCAGAAAACUGAUGCAUGAAGCCGCACUCCUCCUUAUACAUACCUUCCGAGAGAUGCAAGGAAUCUUUGAGUUUUUGCGUGAAGGAAAUACUUCAGCACUCUCUUCUCGUUUGCUGGCCUCAUGGGGCAAGUUCUGUGCUCUCACAAUGCGAAAGCCCGUGAGAGAGAGGAGAAAAAUAACAACUAGUGCAUAUACUUGGGCAGACUUGACGUGGCAGCUAAAUGGACAAAGGCAGCACGGAGAACAGAAUACGUCCCCAACUUUCGAAGUUCAGACCGGUACAUCGCAUUAUCAUUUGAAAGUAUUGCAUGUUCCCCUCUACAGCGGUCGUAUGCGAUGGACUCGUUGCAACGACAUCACCAAACGGACGCCCCCCCAAGCUCGCCCAUUGCCAGUGGAUUUUUUUUUGGGGGCUGGGGCCCGGGGGGAAAUCCGGGGGGCAGGGGAGAGGGAUAUUUAA